UUUGCGCAGACUCCAUUGAGCUCCCGAGGAGAGCAUGCUCACACCGACAGUUUCCAACUUAGCCAAGUUAGCUGAACAGGCAGCCGUGGUGCUUCGGAAAACGAAACUUUAGACUACGUUAGAUAGCCAACUAACGUAAACGCACAACCAUGGCACAUUACAGAGCUUCUGAAUCGAAACGUGAGCAGUUUCGGCGGUACUUGGAGAAGGCUGGUGUGCUGGACAGUCUCACUAGUGUACUGAUAGCUUUGUAUGAAGAGAAUGAAAAACCGAACAACGCUCUGGAUUUCCUGAAGCAGCACCUGGGCGUGGUGAGCCCCGAGCCGGCCGACGUGGAGACCCUGCGCCUGGAGCUGGCUGAGCUGCGGCAGAAAUGCGACCUCCUGGCGGAGGAGAACAAGGAGCUGAAGAACCGGCUUUUGCAACUUGAACCAGCGCAGGAAGACGGACCGACUGAAUGAAAGUACCUCACGGGGACGCGGCAAUAGUUCACUUUCUCUGUCUCUUUCUCUCACUGAUCACUUGAAAGUAAGACAACACUGGACUUGUUAGGGAUUUUCUGUUUCUGUAAAUAUCUUCUUUCUUUUUUUUUCUAAGUUUUAGUUUGAUAGAAAUUUUUUUAUG
Conger conger (European conger) is the source of this 624-nucleotide messenger RNA. RefSeq names its product c-Myc-binding protein-like. The coding region runs from base 150 to 461 and encodes 103 amino acids. NCBI's taxonomy places the organism in Eukaryota, Metazoa, Chordata, Actinopteri, Anguilliformes, Congridae. The transcript has 5 exons. Gene Ontology annotation, cellular component: nucleus. The record is from RefSeq and is a predicted model, not a curated record. Gene Ontology annotation, molecular function: transcription coactivator activity. Gene Ontology annotation, biological process: regulation of DNA-templated transcription.